Molecule: messenger RNA, 3149 nt
Organism: Rotaria sp. Silwood1
Lineage: Eukaryota; Metazoa; Rotifera; Eurotatoria; Philodinida; Philodinidae
Source: the annotation of a GenBank genome assembly
AUGAUGUAUUUACUCAAGCGUGAACAAAAUCUAUCUGACUUCUUGAACCCACUAAAACGUUUAUGCUCGAAAGAAAGUAAUAUUCCAUGUAUAAGUCAACGUUCGUUAGUCGAUGUGAUGAUGAUCAAUUCAAAUCGAUUUCUUCGUCGACGUUUAACAUUUCUUCUUAGCAAACGUAAUCCAGUACCGAUGAUUCAACCACCUACCAACACAAUCAACAACAAAUACCGUUUUGUAUCGAGUAUCAUUCAUGUCUGGGAUUUUAGUCGACCUAUUCUACUCUCAUUUGGUAUAGGCAAAUGCAAAGGUAAAACACCUCUUGUUAAUGCCCUGUUCGAAACGAAUUUUGAACAUUCAAUGAACAGUAAAUACUUUCACGAAACAAUUGACGUUGAUUUUGGAUAUCAUUUCGUUGAACGACGUUCUGUAAAUGUUGCCGAUGUUCAUGGCGAUCUUUCAAUAGAGACUCUCAAACGUAUUUGUCAAUUAUUCAAUGGUUUUCUUAUUCAUGUUCAAUCAACAUAUCUAACCUCGAAUACACCGGAUGUUAUUCAAUUUGUACGUCUACUUUCGCAUACAACCUAUAUGAUAUUACUCAUACGUGACCUUGACGAUGAGGACGACGAAGAAAUUCAAACGGCUAUAACAGGUGUACGCUCAGUUUGUUCGAAUUGUCAGAUUUUCUAUUUGCCGUAUGUUGUCGACAAGUAUUCUGAUUUCAAUAGAGAAAAAAUUGAACAAUUACGCGAACAAAUUUUUCUUAAUGCUGUCAAAUUUUCUCAUUCAAACGAACAAAAUAUCCAAAAGCAGUAUCUCGAACAGCUUAUGGAUACUGUUCAAUGUAGAAAUACUGAACAAGACAAAGUUUUUAUUGAUUCCAUUCGACCAAUUCUUAUUCAUGGUAAAGUAGAUGAUUAUCCACUGUAUUCAUUAUUUACUCGCAUGUGUGAUAUAAGACAUAAGCUAGCCAAGAUGGAUCCUUACAAUGCCGAUUUUCAAGAUACAAAGGUAUAUGAUCUUCAUAGUAGACUGUCUCGAAUUAGUGCAGAACUAGAAAAGCAGCAACGAGCUGGUUUUCAAGCAACUGGUCAAGCAUUUCAACGUUUUUUUCAACUCGUUCAAAACACAGAAGAUCAAUUGAAUAACUUGAAUUUAUUAUCUAUUGAAUUGAAACAUGAACGAGAUAAGAAGAUAUCUUGUGUAGAUCCUACAACAUCGUUCUAUCAAAAAUUAUCACUUGAAAUCCAUUGGCGAAAUGCUAUGAUCAGUUCUAAAAGUAUAUCAAAUUCUGAACGAAGAAUACUUAUCGAUGCGUAUCACAAUUAUAUUGACGAAGGAAAUCCUUUCGAAAUCGUUGAUGGUGAUAAUUUCGAAAUGCAAGGCGAAUUUUUGAUAGAAAGUGGUAAAAGUACAUUACUUAACUUCUUAUUUGGAACUUUAUUUGAAGUACGUGAAGGACGAUGUACUCGAGGUGUCUAUGGAACAUUAGUCAAAAUUAGAUCGGAAGCAGUUACUCAUGAUCUUAUACCGCCUGAUUACGAUUAUAUUUUAUUAAUUGAUACAGAAGGUUUAUUAUCUAUCGAGAGGUAUGACGAACAGUAUGAUAAACGUUUGGUUCUCUUUUGUUUGGCUAUAUCACAUCUAGUUAUUGUCAAUAUUAGUGGUGAAAUUCAUGACACACUGAAACAAAUGCUAAUAGUAUGUAUAGAAUCGCUCAAUUAUCUUGGAGAAACUCGUGUAACGCGGCCAACAGUUCAUUUUGUUCUUAAUAAAAGAGCCGAUCGGGACAAAGCCAUUUGUAAGCAACAAUUCAGGAUCAUUCGAGACGAUUUGAUAGCAAAUGGUCUCAAUAAUUUAAUUGAUCUUGAACCGAACAAUUUUCAUGUUUUAUCGGCAGCAUUCAAUCGAAAGCCAUUUUUAGAUCCGCAUGGAGAAUGUGCCGCAAUAUUAACUAAUAUUGAUUUUGUAACAGAUGUUCAAAAGCUAUGCAAACUUUUUGUUGAUUCAUCUUUUCAAAUAAUUCGUGACACUGGUGAUCGUUUUUCUAUACCAACAAAAUGGAUUGAAUUUGCUAAUAGUGUACUUCAAAUCAUAAAAAAAUAUCCAGAUUUAACUUAUUUCAAAGAUAUUUUUGAACGUGUACAAAAUAAUAAAAUACGGCAAGAUAUUCGAAACGAUUUUGAACAAAUUUUAUCACCAGCACAAGCUCAACUGUUGAUCGAUAGAGAAAAACACAAUAGUAUUAGUCGUAUUAAAGAUUCAUUUCAAAUCGUACACGAGAAGAUUUUAAAAGAACUUGAAUCCAAACUUGAACAAAAUAUAACAAAGCAUACUGUAAGUGGAAAUGUUCGCCAAAGAUCAUUUCGUUUUAUGCGAGUACAAGUUGCAAGUCGAUUUCGUUCAUGGGAAGUGUCAGCUAUUAUGGCAAGUGAACGCGAUAAAUUGAAUAACAUGAUACGUGAUAGUGACGGUGAGCUUCGACAACUAGCGUAUGAUAAAACAGGCAAAACUUAUUUUAUGGAUAAACCUUCGGCAAUCGAUAAAUUUGAGACGAUGUGGAAAAAUCGAUUUGAUCAUGUCGAAACGCAAUUCGAUUCUGAAACUCAAUGGAAACAAUCGAUUGAUUUAGUUUGCCGUCUCUAUGAUGCACUCGAUCAAGAUGCUUUGCCAUCAUUGGAUAAUGUUCUCGCCUAUUUACCCUUUCUCAUGACACUUGAUACACUCUGUCAAUCCGACUUUCUUCAUCAAAGUUUAUUAAAAAUCAGGGCCGAAUGUAUAUCGAAAGCUAUUAAUAUUAAUCCACUUGCUCUUCAGUCGACAAAUACGGUUUACACAGUGUGUGCUUCUGAUCUACUCUCUAAAAAAAAAAGAAGCUUUGCAGAACCCUUCGAAAAGGUUCUGUAGAUUUCUAAAAGACUCCAAAUGUGUCCAAAGUCUCAAAAAAAGGAUAAAAAAUUCGACAGAACCUUUUGAAGGUUCUGUGGAGUACCCACUAGCAGAACCAUCUCUUGCAGAACCUUUUUUUAGGUUCUGUAGAGCAAAAAAAGGUUCUGUGAAAAAAUAUGAAACCUUAAGGGUUCUGUACAAAACCAUUAACGUUUCGUGAGAAACCUUAAGGGUUCUGUACAAAACCAUUAGGGUUUCUCACG